GCUGGUGCUGUGUCGUUCGGGUCCAAGCUUUGUCAUACUGUAGCACCACAGGCACAGGCUCCAGCUGCUGAAAAGCUCACAAUUUAUUUCUGGACCAGAAUUCUUCAUUCCCUUCCCACCCACCACUUCCACCACCCCUUUUGGAGUAUGGCGGCUACUGCUACGACCAGAGCGAUGGCGAGGUUGACACUGCCAGUGUCAACCUCAAGCUCAUCAAUUGGUCUCGACAUUGCCCGCAACAAUGCCUCCAAUGCGAUGCGCCGCAACUUUGCUACCUCUGCCUCCCCGCGCUCCUUUGUCACUCGGGCUCGACCAAUUCUCAGCAAUCAAAACUGUGAUUUGCAAAGGAGCUUUCGCCGCGCCUACGCAGAUGUGGCUCCAGCUCCAGCAAAGAAGCCCAAAAGGUUUCGUUACUUUAAAUUCCUUUGGCGGCUUACAUACCUCUCUAUGAUUGCUGGGGUUGCUUAUCUUGGGUAUGGAGUGUGGGAGCUUCGACAUCCGGAAGAGCAAUUCGAGCCCGACCCAAACAAGAAGAACCUGGUCAUCCUAGGUAAAUACCCCUCCUUUUGCUUCAAAUAUCGAGAAAAACUCCUUAACCAACAAACUAGGUACGGGGUGGGGGGCUGUUUCUCUACUCAAGAAACUCGACACCAGCAAUUAUAACGUCAUCGUCAUCUCUCCCCGAAACUACUUCCUCUUCACGCCUCUCCUUCCAUCAUGCACCACUGGCACUGUUGAACAUCGAUCCAUUAUGGAGCCUAUACGAAGCAUUACCAGGCAUAAGCAAUCGGCCGUGAAAUUCUACGAAGCAGAAGCCACAAAGAUUGAUCCUGAUAGAAAGGUGGUUGCAAUUGGUGACAACUCAGAUAUCAAGGGCGCCACAAGUACGACUGAGGUUGCGUAUGAUAUGCUGGUUGUGAGUGUGGGUGCUGAAAAUGCCACAUUCGGAAUUCCAGGUGUCAAGGAACAUUCAUGUUUCUUGAAGGAAAUUGGCGACGCACAAAAAAUCCGAACGAGGAUCAUGGACUGUGUAGAGACGGCCACCUUCAAAGAUCAAUCCUCUGAAGAGGUGGAGCGUCUUUUGCAUAUGGUCGUUGUUGGUGGUGGGCCUACGGGAGUCGAAUUCGCAGGAGAGCUUCAAGAUUUCUUCGACCAAGAUAUCAAGAAGUGGGUUCCUGAGAUUAGCGACAAGUUCAAGGUCACCCUCAUUGAGGCUCUUCCAAACGUUCUGCCCAUGUUCUCCAAGCAAUUGAUCGAGUAUACCGAAUCGACUUUCAAGGAGGAGAAGAUUACAAUUAAAACCAAAACUGCUGUAAAGAAGGUCACCGACAAAACGGUUGAAGCGGAGUUUACUGGACCAGACGGAAAAAAGACCACUGAAGUCAUGCCAUAUGGGUUGUUAGUAUGGGCCACUGGAAACGCCGUCCGACCGGUCGUUAAGGAUCUAAUGCAAAGUAUCCCAGCUCAAAAAGAUUCUCGAAGAGGUCUUGCUGUUAACGAAUAUCUCGUUGUCCAAGGCACCAAAGACAUCUGGGCGACUGGUGAUUGCGCUGUUGCCGGGUAUGCACCAACUGCACAAGUAGCCGGUCAAGAGGGUGCUUUCCUCGCUCGUCUCUUCAACACUAUGGCCAAAAGUGAGGCUAUUGAGCAGGAAAUACAUGAAUUGAGCUCCUCUCUCAACCUCAAGCCCGGAAAUGCAGCAGAAAUUGCAAAUGCUAUCGAGGCACAUGAGAAGCAAUUGAGAAGAAUCAAGGACAUCAAACCUUUCCACUACACCCACCAAGGGUCCUUGGCAUACAUUGGAAGUGAGAGAGCUGUGGCCGAUAUCAGCUGGUUGAAUGGAAACUUUGCUAGUGGCGGUGGCUUGACAUAUUUGUUCUGGCGAAGUGCAUAUCUGAGCAUGUGCUUUAGCAGUAAGUUAUUCCCCCAUAUUUAUUACUACCAAACGAAAAUUAACCCACUACAGCUCGCAAUCGUGUACUCGUCAUCAUGGACUGGCUCAAAUCAAAAGCUUUCGGCCGUGAUGUUUCCCGGGAAUAGAAACUUUUCUAGGGAAAUGGCUCUCUAGAAAAAUAUUGGGAAAAGGGGUA
This is a messenger RNA of Hymenoscyphus albidus, 2090 nucleotides long. The record is from the annotation of a GenBank genome assembly. Lineage: Eukaryota; Fungi; Ascomycota; Leotiomycetes; Helotiales; Helotiaceae.